AUGCAGGGCAGUUGGUCGGUUUUGAAGAAGAACUGUUCUAACUUCUUCCCUGGUUUACUCGCCUUUGCCCAACAGACGCAAGAGGCAUACGGCAUUUGGCUCCGAAUUUAUAACCGUCAACAAAAAUAUGGCCCAACAGACUUCGUUGAGCAGAGCGAAACAUUUUCACCCGACUACCAUAAACGCUUCCACUCACAAGACAAGAACAUGUGGGUUGACAAGGAGCUCUGCACGGAAGUCUCCCAGAAGGAAGUGGCGCGUCUGAUGACGUACAAACUUGACAUGUGGCGUAUGGCUCAUUGCGCUGGUGCGUUAUUGGCCACGGGUGGUUAUGCCAUUCCCUUCGGACUCUUUUGGCUCGCAAAUGAUACGUGGGUUCCAUCAUCUUUUAACCUUACUGGAGAGGAACUCCGGGCGUGGCGUGAAGCUCAGGACCUUUACCGUUACCGCAGUGCGCCGUCAUAUCUUACGGAUACGAAAUGGCACUUCGAUUUUCAUGCGUAUCCAUGGAAUGAAACACAGGAACGUGCCUGGGAUGACUUGUUUGAGAAGAAUGAUGUUCGACGUGACCCUAAAGUGGUACGCCCCGCCGCUGAGAUGUAUGACGGCUUCAUCAAGUUUGAGUUGAUUCGUCGCAAGUCUCUUCGUCAUCUUUGCAGGAGCAUGAACAUUCCCACCUUUCCCAUGCUCGCCCGCCUUUGCAAUGGUACACGGGUGCGUGACUACUGGAAUUUGGCAUGGUGUGAAGAUUACAUGGUCAUAACGCAGCGACUGCACGAGUCCAUGACGGAUGAGGAACUAUAUGACUAUGCGUGGCGUCGGUAUCUUGCCCCUUAUGAUAAGAACCUCAAUCGAGAACAGCUUAUGGAGCGUGUAGAGGAUUAUUUUGAGUUCCUUGGCCCUGACUUCGUUGCCCAUGGAAAGGCACCGAAUCUUGUCAUUUUAACCAAUUAUGUCCUUGGUUAUUAUAACGACCCCGCUUAUCUGGAGGGAGACAUAUCGGAACUGGACAAAAAUGAUUACGACCACUUAGCGAGUUGGGGGAAAGAUGCGUUUCUGCGCCGACUCGAAUUUGAAAACGGGCCUCUAAGAGAUCAGGUGGAGGCGCACACACAACGUUUGUUGGCGGAGCGUGCAGCGAUUGCAAAGGGUGAUAAUGCAGCCGCAGUGGAGGGCCGACACACAGCUUAG
This is a messenger RNA of Trypanosoma brucei brucei TREU927, 1191 nucleotides long. RefSeq lists its product as hypothetical. The transcript has a single exon. The coding region runs from base 1 to 1191 and encodes 396 amino acids. The record is from RefSeq and is a predicted model, not a curated record. NCBI's taxonomy places the organism in Eukaryota, Euglenozoa, Kinetoplastea, Trypanosomatida, Trypanosomatidae.